Molecule: messenger RNA, 5290 nt
Organism: Pectinophora gossypiella (pink bollworm)
Lineage: Eukaryota; Metazoa; Arthropoda; Insecta; Lepidoptera; Gelechiidae
Product: inositol-tetrakisphosphate 1-kinase-like
Exons: 5
Coding region: 293-1399 (368 amino acids)
Biological process (GO): inositol trisphosphate metabolic process
Cellular component (GO): cytoplasm
Molecular function (GO): ATP binding; magnesium ion binding; inositol-1,3,4-trisphosphate 6-kinase activity
Source: RefSeq, a predicted model, not a curated record
UCAAGGAGAUGUUCCUUUUCCUUGCUUGCUUGGUUAGGGUUAGUAAGAAUUGAGUUGAUUAUUAGACUGGAGGAAAACGACUGGGUAACGUGCGUACAAUUAAUAAAUAAGCCGCGUCGCCACAGGAAAUGGAGAGUCACAGUUGAAUACAAUUUAUCAGUUUCUUUUAUAUUAAAAGUGAAAAACAAGUCUCUUCUUUUGGUUUGUAAUUUUAACGUAGUUACACUGUAAAUUGUGUUAACUUGUAUGUAGCUUUUAAUUUCCUUUGCACAUCCAAAACAAUCUUAUCAAGAUGAACGACAUGGUGGCCAGUAACAGAAACAUUGGGAUUUGGAUGUCGGAUAAGAAGAGCCAAAAACUCAACUGGAAAGAGUUAAUAAAAACUUGUAACAAUCAUGGAUAUAAUCUUAUAAAGGUGGACAUAGAGAGGCCCCUAGAGGAGCAAGGUGAAUUUGCUGUUUUUCUUCACAAACUGACCGAUGUAAUAGCUGCCGCCGACCAAGGUGACACAAAGGCAGCUGGAAUAAUUAGCAGUGUUGAGCAGUAUUUGUCCAAUCAUCCCAACAUUGUGGUUGUGGACCCUCUUGAUAAUGUGAGGAUACUAUUAAACAGAUACUGCUACUACACAAUAUUACAAGAAGAGCCUUCGUUCAAAAAGCAGGGGAUAUUUACGCCGACGUUCGCGGAAUUCAGCACGAAUAACAUUGAGAGGAACAUAGAGAUUAUGAAGCAGCGAGGAGUGACAUUCCCAGUGAUCUGUAAGCCGACGAUCGCUCACGGUUCAAAGUCGGCGCACGAGAUGGUUGUUAUAUUCAAUGAGAGAGGAUUGAACGUGUGCAAGCCCCCUUGCGUCGUACAGAGCUUCGUAAACCAUAAUGCUGUUCUCCACAAAGUGUUCUUAAUUGGAAAUAGGUAUCACAUUUGCGAACGACCAAGUUUAAAAAACUUCUACGCAUCUGAGGACUCAGAUCCUAUAUUCUACAGCACCGGAGAGGUUUGUAAAGCAGACAGUCAAUCUACUUUAUCAAUCCUCGAUCCAUAUGAUAAGGCUCAUCUGAAACUGACACUUGAUGAGGAGAAAUUAAAGCACAUUAUUCGAGUGCUCAGGAAACGAAUAGGGCUCUUGCUAGCUGGAUUCGAUGUAGUACUAGACAAUGCCACAGGGAACCACGCUGUUAUAGACAUAAACGUUUAUCCAAGUUACGAUAACUUUCCUAAUUUUUUCGAGCAUCUAUUGGAUAACAUUGAUGAAAUGGUCAGCAGAAAAAGUGUUAUUGAAUAUACCAAUGGCGACUGUAUCAGGCCCAGAGAGGAUUUUAUUGAUACUCCUAUGUUAAAUGGUUUUAUAAACGUUGGUAUGGGUCCAAGCUACGGCGUCACUGGAAUGAAUGUUAAUUGAUACAUAUAUAUGCCUACAUCAGCUAUUUACUUAACUCAGAACACUUGACUUUUUAUUGUUGGGGUGAACACGUAUGAGAUACAUUCACAAUACACAAGUAUUUUAUUUUUAUAUACAUUUUACUGGUGUUAUUUUUAAGGAUAUAACUGCAGGAUUUGAGAUCUUGAAUAUGUUUGUGAUAUAUAAUGUAUGUGUCAGUUUGUGCAGUGCACUUUGUAUGAUAGUACCUACGUAUUUGUAUCUAAUCGUUUAUGUUAUUUAGUAUCGUAUUGCAACCAGAUUCGUGUACCAAAUGUAAAAUUCGACAUUUCCUUGCAGUGACAGACAAAAAUCGAGUUAACUUGUCGAGUUGCAACAAGCUGGUGAUCUUUGAGAUUGAAUGAAGGACUUUCCAGGCUACGUUUCUCAAAAAUUUUUCGUCGCAAAAUUCAUGUUUUUUUUAUUAAUUUUUUUAAUUAUUUUCAAUUCUAUACUUUUGCGAAGGAAAAUUCUAUUUGAUAUUAACUCAGAAUAAUCAGCUGAAUCAUCCCCCUCAGUAUUCGUUACGACGUCACUUACACCCCACACAAGUACAUACGGUAGCCAUACAAGUAGGUAUGGGUGUUAGUGACACCGUAACGAAUACUGAGGGGGAUGGUUCAGACCAUGAUUCUGAGUUGAUAUCAAGUGGAAUUUUCAGUCUGAAUAUUCCUGAAAAUUUUUGUGUUUUUUUUUAUUAUUUUCAAUUCCAUACUUUUGCGACGGAAAAUUCCACUUGAUAUCAUCUCAGAAUCAUGGCCCCAAUCACCCCUCAAAGUUUUUGUUACGAUGUCACUAACACCCUGUAUAGAUCUUUUAUCUUUAUUUUUGAGUAUAAAUGAUGACCCUAUUUAUUACACCCAUUAUUAUUCUGAUCAAAAUAAAGAUAAGCAAUAUAGGCAGCAACAUAAUUCAAUACAUAAUGUGAUCCAAAUAUCAAGCAACAAUAAUAUUUAUAUAUGCUUCUGUCAUUAUAGUGUAUUUUUGAAUUAUAAUGUACCCGAGUAAUGAGAAAAUAGGUAAUUAUUUUUGGGGAAAUUCCUGACUACAGGAAGAUCUCUCAUUGCAUUAAAAUACAACCCGUUUCAUGGCAACGCAUUUGUGUAACACUUUUAUUCUGAAUAUAGUGAUUUUUGUGAAAGAAAGAAAGAAACGUUUAUUAUAAAGGCAAAUUACUUCCUUAAACCUUUACAAAAUCUCUAAUAGGUUUACUUGGUCAAUACUAUAAUGAUUAUGAGAAAUAAAUAAAUACCUGAGAGCUUUGAUAUAUAUAUAUAUAUAUAUAUAUAUAUACAUAUAUAUUAUAAUAAAAAAAAUCGCAAAGGAGCAUAGAAAGUUGUAUAUUACACUUUGAAACCAUGUCACAUUAACUUUUUUGAUAAAUUAAACCGUAAGUCUCAUUAUAUGUCAAAUAAGAUAGUGCGGCAGAGUUCUAAAGUGGGUACAUGAUAUAGAUCAUGACUAUACACCCACUCCUUGCCAGCUAUGAGAUUUUUCAGUUAUAUCCUCGUAUAAUAGACAACAGACAACUAAUCUCUGUAAAAAAGUGUCCGCGGCGCUUUUGUCACAAAGACGUGUAACGACACUGAACAACCGAUAUUGCACUUUAUUGAACAGCCAUAGCAUCUUGAGUGAACGAACUAAUACUAUCUACAUAACUUAAUGUAUACGUAUUUACUAACACAUUUGUAUGUAUUAAACGGUUCGGGAGCUUUUUUAGAAAAACUCCUAAGCGAAUGUGAGUCAAUUAGUUUAUAGUAUACCAGUGGUUAUGUCUAUUCUGCUUAUAACAUGUAGGUAUUGUAGGUAUUAUACAGGCCUAUAAUGUGAUUGAUACGGAGCAGGAUCCAGGCAGUUGGAAUGAAGAGAGUGAGUUAAAAAGUAGUAUUUAUGCUUAUAAUACUGAUAGUUCCAUAGGACGUUAUUGUAACAACAACAUAUUUAUUAAUUCCUCUUCUUGACAUAAAGAUAUCCGGCCAAGAAUCAUGUGAAUCUGUUCACGUAUAUAGGGUGUUAGUGACUUCGUAACGAUAACUUUGAGGGAUGAUUCAGACCAUGAUUCUAGGUGAAUAUCAAGUGGUAUUUCCCGUCGCAAAAGUAUGGAACGGAAAACAAAAAAAAAACAAAACAUUUUCAAGAAUUUUGCGACGGAAAAUUCCACUUGAUAUUAACUCAGAAUCAUGAUCUGAAUCAUCCCCGUCAGUAUUCGUUACGGUGUCACUAACACUCUGUAUAGUUAAGGUGCAACACAAAUCUGGUAGUACUUUAUGCUAACUUAGUAUUAAAUGGUAUUAAGUAGCACCUUGAUUCCUCAAUCGUAAAACUAUAUUAUAGUUGUACGUACGUCUAUGCUGUGUUAUACUGUAUUUAUAUCUAUUCUAUUGCUUAAGACUGAAAUGUUAUUAUUAUACGUGUAUGAAUAGCAAUGACAUUGCUAAGUAUGUAAAUAUGGAAAUGAAUUUUUGUUCUCGGACAAAACUAUAACAAUAGGCCCAUAAAAAAUAUAGUAGAUUAUGGUAUUAAAUUAUUGCAUUUAUUGGCAGCGUUAUUUACAAACAUUUUAAUGUCAAUUAUUUUAAAAAUGAUUUACUGUUGUGAUUUUUCCUCGCAAUAGGAUCGAAAACAGCUUUAUGUAAAAUGAAUUAGGUAGGUACCUAACGUACCUAAAGUAUAUCUAAAGCUAAAUCCAAAAUGUAGCUAUGUGUCAAACACGUUCAUAUAAAAAUCAAGAAGUGUCAGUUUUUUUUAAUAUACUGCUUAAAAGCUCCCUUAACAAAUAAUUAAGUAUUCUUUAACUGUACUGUGCUGUUCUGUGUGUGUGUAAUAUGUCGUUUCAAUGCUGCUGGAUUUUUUUUUAUAUUGGCCAAGUAUGUUGGCUCAAUUAAGCCUGAUGGUAAACAUUACCAUUAGGUCAAUAAAAAAAAAUCAAGCAGAAAACUCAGGCUUCUCUAUGUAGGAGAAGCCCUAAUGGAUUUUACUUUUCAGAAUAUUGGAUUACUAAGUUCAAAUAUUUCUGACUACCUUCAUCACAAAUAUGAACAUUAUACUUAUGAAAUUGUUACAAACAGAGAAUAAUAAUAGUGCCUCAGCGAUAUAUGUAUAGUAUGGACGUUGCACAAUGCACAUAUUUAUACGAAAUAUUUUUUCUAACUUAAAAAACAAUGGCCCCGAUUCCUACAUACACCUAAUUUUAUUUUAAGUUAUACUCGUCAUUCUCUUAUCCGCCGUAAAGAAAAGGGACGGAUGAUUGACAACUGUUAAUUUUAAAAUGAAUUAAUAACUCGGGCGAAUAAAAAGGCAUCUCGCUGAUAUGCAGCACGUUUGACGUGUGCUGUCAACUUAAUUCUGUCGGGUUAUAAUUUAAAAUAAAAUUAGAUGUGUGUACUGGAAACAGCACCAGUAUUCAUUUCGCAUUCCAACAGGUAAUAAGUUGUGAACAAAUCCAUAUAUCUACCUAAGUUAUUGAUUUAAAGAUUGAAAUACGAUCAAUAAUGUUCACGCCAACUCGAUCUGUAAUUGCAUUUUAUAGCUGAGACCCGUAUAAUCCUUACUAUUGUGAUGUUCACUUAUUGAUGAUAGUAAAUAGGACAAAUUCGUAAUAACAAUUAUUAUUUUUGUUUAUACCACGAGACUGAUAUACUUCUUGUAUCUAGAACUAGCUUUUAGGUUUCAUUUUCAAUAGAAAUACAGAAAGCUGCACUGAAUAAAUAAGUAUUCAAAAUACAUCCAAAAUAGUUCCUUUGUAACUGAUAAUUUUGGUAAUAUCUAGAUCUUCCAAGGUGUUCUGGUUUUCUAUGUAAUGUUUACAUAUAAGUUGUAUUUCAUACAGAUGUAUUAUCCAUGUAUCACCAAUAUAUCAAUGCCAAACUUGAA